UUCGCAAAUGGCCAUGGCGAUGAUGAGGGCGGCUCAUAUUGUGUCUGUCCUGGUGGUUACUGUGCUAUCAGAGACUCUGUCCACAGACGUGUACCCCUUGUCCACCCUUCCUCCCGCCCUGCACAGUCCCUUCCAGGACCCUCGAAUCUGUCCGCAGAUAACGGAGUAUUGUUUCUCUUACGACAGAACCUCCAUCAUAGGUCCUGACAACUGGGACCUGGUGUGCGACACUUCUCCAUGUUUCGGUGGCUCCAAUCAGUCCCCUGUGCUCAUCUACCCCAAACUGGUCAAGUACUUCUGUGACCCAUACCACCGCCUUGGCUAUCCCCCUAGUCACGUGGUCACCGGCCUGCUGGAAAACGACGGGUACUAUCCAAACAUCGCCGGCUAUGACAUGGCCAGCGCCGUGCUGCAAGGAGUGCCCGGCUACACUGACUGCAGGUUCAUGUUUAGCAGCAUGCACAUCCACGUGGGCGGGGCCGGAGCUCGCCACGGCACUGAGAACAGAGUGAAUGGAAAACGAUAUGAUGGCGAGAUGCACCUCAUCAAUGAACGCGAAGGAGGCAAAGGCAGUGGCAGCGUGGCCGGACAAGCGGUCGUUGCAGUCUUUUUAUCUACCCGCUACGGACAACACAGCCCUCAAUUAGACGACAUCCUCAACCGGCUCCACGGGAUCCAAAAUUAUACGGGAGAUCACGUGUGUACUGAAUCACCGUGUACAAGAAGAAUGAAAAGCCGGAUGAUGAACAGAAUGGCAAAUCAGAGAGCAUGCCCUCACUUCGCGUCUGGGUUUGGCAAUUGUGGUGGCCUGAAAGUGAGCUUUAACCCAGACCAAUUGCUGCCUCCAUCACGUGACUUUUAUUACUACUACGGUUCUCUAACCACGCCUACUUUGUCUGAGAGCGUCUUGUGGCAGGUGAUGAUGGAGCCGUUGAAGAUAACCCGGAAACAGCUGGCACUCAUCCGAGCCAUGGAGACGCGUUUCCCAGGCAAAUAUCUCGCCGACAACGGCAACCUGCGUCCGACACAAGCACUUGGUGGGAGACGUAUCCUGGCCAACUGCUGCCACAACAAAUACUGAUCUGUGCACGAAUGCGUUCUCUUCAGUUCUGUCGAGUUGGUUAUUGAUAGUAUGUAAGCCGUAUGCAGACGAUCACAGGGAGCCAUAUACGGGUAACGGUACUAGGGGUAGCCGAACACGGGGAGCCGACAGAUUAAAUUUUUAGUACUGAGUACUGACAGAGGUUAUCUCCCAUUUGACAGACACCCAAAUGACAGACACUGAACUAGAAGGUUAAUUAGGGUAACACCUACGAGUAUAAUGGAACAGUCCACUGUCUGGUGAGUAGAGCAGGGUGAGCCUGAAACAGGUACGUUACUGAGAAGUUGGAUUGUGGGUAGAUAGAACUUUGUUGUGAAUAAAUGAUAAAUGAUUUCUUUUCUCAAAAUUGAUUUUACUAUCAAUUACUAUCA
This is a messenger RNA of Haliotis rubra (blacklip abalone), 1473 nucleotides long. RefSeq names its product putative carbonic anhydrase 1. The coding region runs from base 8 to 1081 and encodes 357 amino acids. The record is from RefSeq and is a predicted model, not a curated record. Gene Ontology annotation, molecular function: zinc ion binding; carbonate dehydratase activity. NCBI's taxonomy places the organism in Eukaryota, Metazoa, Mollusca, Gastropoda, Lepetellida, Haliotidae. Gene Ontology annotation, cellular component: cytoplasm. The transcript is spliced from 9 exons.